GACUGCGCGUGGAAGCGAGAGACGAUGAGUGGCAUAGACUGAGAGGGGGGGGGGAUCAAUAUGACCGAUCGUCGGAUCAGUCGGAUGCACGUGAACGUCUCGUAAGUCUCGUCGUGUUUCGCGCGAAUGACGUAAUUGCAGCAGCAUCACAACCAGCGAAAAUGGCCGGCGCCGUGUGGGCCGAGGACGAGAUCGGGCGCAAGUGGGAUCGCUGCUUCACCGAUGCUAUCCUUAAGCUAGGUGGCGGCGUAGCCCUCGGCGGAGUGUUUUCUCUAUUUUUCUUCAAAAGAAGAAAGUGGCCCAUCAUAACUGGUGCUGGUUUUGGAUUAGGUAUGGCAUAUUGCAAUUGCCAGGAAGACAUCAAUGCAUCGAUACGUCCAAAGCCUAAAAGUUGUAAACUUGAAGAAAAGAAAUAAUUAGAGCAAAUUGUAAAAACAAAAUUAAAGCUAUUAUUAAGCUAAAAGAGAUAAAAUUAUAAUAAAUUUCUUUAUUCCAAUAA
Solenopsis invicta (red fire ant) is the source of this 499-nucleotide messenger RNA. RefSeq names its product MICOS complex subunit Mic10. Gene Ontology annotation, cellular component: mitochondrial inner membrane; MICOS complex; mitochondrion. NCBI's taxonomy places the organism in Eukaryota, Metazoa, Arthropoda, Insecta, Hymenoptera, Formicidae. The transcript has 3 exons. The coding region runs from base 162 to 416 and encodes 84 amino acids. The record is from RefSeq and is a predicted model, not a curated record.